Megalops cyprinoides (Indo-Pacific tarpon) is the source of this 3203-nucleotide messenger RNA. Its product is annotated as importin subunit alpha-4. The transcript is spliced from 17 exons. Gene Ontology annotation, biological process: NLS-bearing protein import into nucleus. NCBI's taxonomy places the organism in Eukaryota, Metazoa, Chordata, Actinopteri, Elopiformes, Megalopidae. Gene Ontology annotation, molecular function: nuclear import signal receptor activity; protein binding. The record is from RefSeq and is a predicted model, not a curated record. Gene Ontology annotation, cellular component: cytoplasm; nucleus; nucleoplasm. Bases 297 to 1862 code for a protein of 521 amino acids.
GGGCUAUGCGACAAGCUCGGCACAGACCAUGCAAAUUCACCUGUACACAAAAUCGAUAAUUUGUUUUAGCUAUUACUUGUGCAUAUUUAGCUAUUAAGCGCAAGGAUGUCGGUUGUAUUGUCUCCAGCAUACCUUUAGCGGCCUCCCAAGCACUGAGCGUAGCCCCUCCUUCCCUUCUCUUUUGCCCCGCCGCGUUCCGUUACGUCUGGCCGCCCCCCUCUCGGCCCAGCAGCGGAUCGUCUCUCCUCUUUCACUGGAGCUCCGAGCGCCGGACCGCACUCUCAGAGCACACAGCCAUGGCAGAAAACGCCGGCUUGGAGAACCACCGCAUCAAAAGCUUUAAAAACAAGGGACGCGAUGUCGAGACUAUGAGAAGACAUCGAAAUGAAGUGACAGUGGAGCUGCGGAAGAACAAAAGAGAUGAACACCUCCUGAAGAAGAGGAACGUUCCACAGGAAGAGAGCCUUGAAGACUCCGAUGUAGAUGCUGAUUUCAAAGGGCAAAAUGUAACGCUAGAUGCUAUACUACAGAAUGCCACCAGUGACAAUGCGGUCGUACAGCUCAGUGCCGUGCAGGCAGCCAGGAAAUUGCUUUCCAGCGACAGAAAUCCCCCCAUUGACGACUUGAUAAAGUCUGGGAUCCUCCCCAUCCUGGUCAAAUGCCUGGAGAGGGAUGACAAUCCUUCCUUGCAGUUCGAAGCUGCCUGGGCUCUGACCAACAUCGCGUCCGGCACCUCCGCACAGACUCAAGCUGUGGUCAAAUCCAACGCUGUCCCCUUGUUCCUGCGGCUGCUCCACUCCCCCCACCAGAACGUGUGUGAACAGGCCGUCUGGGCGCUAGGCAACAUCAUCGGCGAUGGGCCCCAGUGUCGAGAUUACGUCAUCUCCCUGGGCGUGGUCAAGCCUCUGCUGUCCUUCAUCAAUCCUUCCAUUCCCAUCACCUUCCUCCGCAAUGUCACCUGGGUCAUCGUCAACCUGUGCCGGAACAAGGAUCCACCCCCGCCCAUGGAGACAGUGCAGGAGAUACUGCCUGCUCUGUGUGUGCUAAUAUAUCAUACAGACAUCAAUAUCCUUGUAGACACAGUGUGGGCUCUGUCCUACCUGACGGACGGAGGUAACGAACAGAUCCAAAUGGUCAUUGACUCAGGUGUGGUCCCAUUCCUCGUCCCCUUGCUCAGCCACCAGGAGGUCAAAGUUCAGACGGCCGCCCUCAGAGCGGUGGGUAACAUUGUGACAGGGACGGACGAGCAGACGCAGGUGGUGCUGAACUGCGACGUGCUCUCCCACUUCCCCAACCUCCUCACACACCCCAAGGAGAAGAUCAACAAGGAGGCAGUGUGGUUCCUGUCCAACAUCACAGCUGGGAACCAGCAGCAGGUGCAGGCCGUGAUUGACGCAGGGCUCAUCCCCAUGAUCAUCCACCAGCUGGCCAAGGGCGACUUCGGCACACAGAAAGAGGCCGCCUGGGCCAUCAGCAACCUGACAAUAAGCGGGAGGAAAGACCAGGUGGAGUACCUGGUCCAGCAGAACGUCAUCCCGCCCUUCUGCAACCUGCUGUCAGUGAAAGACUCCCAGGUGGUCCAGGUGGUGCUGGAUGGGCUGAAGAACAUCCUGAUCAUGGCAGGGGAGGAGGCGAGCACCAUCGCCGAGAUCAUCGAAGAGUGCGGAGGCUUGGAGAAAAUCGAAAAUCUUCAGCAGCACGAAAAUGAGGACAUCUACAAGCUAGCGUUUGAGAUCAUCGAUCAGUACUUUUCAGGAGACGACAUUGACGAGGAUCCCAGUCUUAUUCCUGAAGCCACUCAAGGCGGAACUUUCAACUUCGACCCCGCCUCCAACCUGCAGACCAAGGAGUUCAAGUUUUAAAGCAGUUUUUUUCCAUUUUUUUUUUCUCGUGGUUCCGCCAACUGCCCGGCACGUCCCAUCACCUCCAGUCCAUUGCAACAGAUUCACAAACCGGAAACACACACAGACACACGCUCAUAUACACACAGCACCCACGCACUGAAGGAUCAGAGACCAUCUCAGGCAUCUCCCCCCGGCGAUGCUUCUAAACGUCAAGGAAAAUUUCAAAAGCGGGGAAAAAACGCUUUGUGUCACUGCGGUUGCCAAACGUUGCUCUCUUCUCACACAAAGACUAGAGGAAUAUGUGUGCAUGAACAUACCAGCCCGUUUCCCCUGCCAUCAUAUCAGCGAAGAAAAAAAUCCCAACAUUUCUGAGCAGGGUUUUUUUUUUUUUUUUUGCCUUUCCCUCCCAGGAAUCCCCCCUCAGACUCACUCAAGCGAUCACUGAGUGCACCAGCCACCCUGAUUUGAAGAUGUACAACCUCCGAGCUAAACCAUGUGGCACUGUGAUGUCGCCUGUUCUGUGGAGGCUCUCUAAGAUAGCGGGAGGAGUUGUCAUUGUGGUGGUGGACUUGACAGGACUUUUGUUGCCCGUCGCCACUGAUUUUCUGUUUUGGUGUUUUCUGAAAUCAUCAUAGAAGAAUGGAUUUUUGUGUAUAAAAAAGGAGAAAAAAACACAAAAAAACAAUGUGAACAAGAAAAUACUCAUAAAACUUGCAAAUGGUUAAGUGGGAAAGAUUCAUUUUACUCCAGUCUGAAAAAAUGAGAAAGACAGCAAAACUUUGUCAUGUUGGAUCUUUUUAUAGAUCUGGAAACCAGGAAUUUGGGAGGGAAAUGAGAAGAAAGUGUUGUGAUGUGAUAUCUGCUCUCGCAGAGACCUGAGAAGAUAUGAGACUUCUGGAAGACUGAGGCCCUACUGCACUAGUGAUGUCACUGCCUACAUCCAGCCUCAUUGGAUAAGCAGAUGUGAUGUCACAGGCUACAUCCUUCUUGAUUGGAUCGGCAGUAGGGAAUGGUGUUGCAUGUCCUGGUGUAAAACCAUUAGUGUGCUGAUUGAUAAGUUCCUCUCAAUGAAACAAACAAACCUGUAACAGCCAGGCUUGCUUUGGGCUGAUCAUUUAUUUUCUUUCAAUUAUUUUUAAAAUAUUAAUUUACUUUUCCCCAUUUUAGAAUAUAUCACAUUUUUAGGUUUCAUGAGAAAAGGACAAAAUAUGGUAACAGUUGUUGGACUGUGCUGGUUUAAUCUGUGGAUCUUCCACAUUUGAAGCUUUUUUUUUUUCCAGUCUUAUGCACACUCCUGACUUGUACCCCUGUGGUUACCAUGGAGGAUGGUAGCCUUUCAGAUUAGAUGCAAGAAUGGAA